This is a messenger RNA of Chanos chanos (milkfish), 3304 nucleotides long. It is a transcript of the gene tm9sf2, whose product is annotated as transmembrane 9 superfamily member 2. Gene Ontology annotation, biological process: protein localization to membrane. Gene Ontology annotation, cellular component: membrane. The coding region runs from base 136 to 2094 and encodes 652 amino acids. The transcript has 17 exons. The record is from RefSeq and is a predicted model, not a curated record. NCBI's taxonomy places the organism in Eukaryota, Metazoa, Chordata, Actinopteri, Gonorynchiformes, Chanidae.
CGCAGGCAGACAGGCAACCUCUGCCGACUGUCUGCCUUUCUAUCACAAAUGCACCAGCAGUGAUUUAAGUAUUUAUUUUUUUUUUCGCAUGUAGGUAUUCCUUAGCAAACUAUUAGCUCGUCUACUGUGUGGAAAAUGGGCGUACUUCACCGUUACAUGAUUUUUUUGCUCUGUGGAGCGCUACACUCUGCGACAAGUUUCUAUCUUCCGGGUUUGGCCCCUGUCAGUUUUUGCGAACAGGAGAAAGACAAAGAAGUUCCAGACUGCAAGUCGACAAUUGAGCUGUUUGUGAACAGACUGGAUUCGGUUGAGUCGGUGUUACCAUAUGAAUAUACAGCGUUUGAUUUCUGCUCCAGCGGGACAGAGAAGAGACCGUCAGAGAACCUGGGUCAGGUCUUGUUCGGAGAGAGAAUCGAGCCGUCGCCGUACAAGUUUUCAUUCAAAAAGAAGGUGGAGUGUAAACAUGUCUGCACAAAAUCGUACGACACAAACAAGGCUGAGGACAAAGCCAACCUGGACUUCCUCAAGAAGGGCAUGCUGCUCAACUACCAGCACCACUGGAUUGUGGACAACAUGCCGGUGACCUGGUGCUACGACGUGGAGGACAACCAGAAGUUCUGCAAUCCGGGUUUUCCGAUCGGAUGCUACGUCACGGAGACCGGCCGACCCAAAGACGCCUGCGUGGUCAACUCGGAUUUCAACGACAAAGACACCUUCUACAUCUUCAACCACGUUGACAUCACCAUUCACUACCACGUCGUAGAUGGAGAUGAGAGAGCUGGAGCUCGACUUGUAGCAGCUAAAAUGGAGCCAAAGAGUUUUAAACACACCAAGGUGGACACUCCAGACUGCACUGGGGCACCGAUGUCCCUGAACAACAAGUUCACUGGAGAGAUUAAGAUCCCGUACACCUACUCUGUGCAGUUUGUGGAGGAUCCAAACAUUCGAUGGGCCUCGAGAUGGGACUACAUACUGGAGUCGAUGCCCCACACCAACAUUCAGUGGUUUAGUAUAAUGAACUCCCUGGUGAUCGUGCUCUUCCUGUCGGGUAUGGUGGCCAUGAUCAUGCUGAGGACUCUACAUAAGGACAUCGCCCGCUACAACCAGAUGGAUUCAGUGGAGGACGCUCAGGAGGAAUUUGGCUGGAAACUGGUGCACGGGGACGUGUUCAGGCCUCCUCGGAAAGGGAUGCUGCUGUCCGUGUUCCUGGGCUCGGGAACUCAGAUCUUCAUCAUGACCUUCGUCACCCUCUUCUUUGCGUGUCUUGGUUUCCUGUCUCCAGCCAAUCGCGGCGCUCUGAUGACCUGUGCCGUGGUUCUGUGGGUUCUCCUGGGUACUCCAGCCGGCUACGUGGCCGCCCGCUUCUACAAGUCGUUCGGUGGAGAGAAAUGGAAGACCAACGUUCUUCUCACCGCCUUCCUGUGCCCAGGGGUGGUGUUUGCAGACUUUUUCCUGAUGAACCUGAUCCUGUGGGGUGAGGGGUCAUCUGCGGCCAUGCCCUUUGGAACCCUGGUGGCCAUCUUGGCUCUGUGGUUCUGCAUUUCGGUCCCGCUCACCUUCAUUGGCGCCUACUUUGGCUUCAAGAAGGCUGCCAUUGAGCACCCCGUCCGCACCAAUCAGAUUCCGAGGCAGAUUCCGGAACAGUCCUUCUACACCAAACCGCUUCCCGGGAUCAUUAUGGGCGGAAUCCUGCCGUUCGGGUGCAUCUUCAUCCAGCUCUUUUUCAUCCUCAACAGCAUCUGGUCCCACCAAAUGUAUUACAUGUUUGGCUUCCUCUUCCUCGUCUUCAUCAUCUUGGUGAUCACCUGCUCUGAGGCCACCAUCCUACUCUGUUAUUUCCACCUGUGCGCUGAGGAUUAUCAUUGGCAGUGGCGUUCCUUCCUGACCAGUGGCUUUACAGCGGCCUAUUUCCUGGUCUAUGCCAUUCACUACUUCUUCUCUAAGCUCCAGAUCACUGGCCUGGCCAGCACCAUCCUCUACUUCGGAUACACCAUGAUAAUGGCUCUCAUCUUCUUCCUCUUCACAGGUACGAUUGGAUUCUUCGCCUGUUUCUGGUUCGUCACUAAGAUCUACAGCGUGGUGAAAGUCGACUGAAGUCACCACCCACCUGCAUCCACUCAGCUCACCGGCCCUCCUCCACGCUGCCUUGAGCGGGGCCGCCCGGAGGUCAAGGGAGUUUCACAUUGUUUGUGACGUCCCGUUGCUGUGGCAACGCUCAGCUUCAUCCACUUCACACCAACCCCUACCCCCCCCAACAAAAAGAGCUUCUACAGUUUCCAUAACCCUUGAAAAGUGCGUGCGUGCGUGUGCGUGUACAUGUGCGUGUGCAUGUGUGUGUGUGUGUGUGCGCGCGCACAUGCUCUCAUACAUAAGCAUAAUAAACUGUUUAAUCAAUGGGAAGUGACAUACUCUAGUGAAAACGCACACAUACACACACUCUUGCCCACACUACGAAUGAAGUCAAACAAUCGCCAUCUCUAUUUCUAGGUCAAUGGCAAUGUAAAUACAAGUGACAUUUCGCUAAUGUUUAAGUGAAAUUAUCAUGCAUAAACCAACCAAUGUAGGUAGUUUUUGAGUUUGUCAUGAAAACUUUUGCGGCGUUAGAAGAUGACUGUAAAUAGCUUUUCUUUUUUUUUUUUUUUUUUCUUACGCUGAAAAUGUGAUUUAAGGAGAAAAAAAAAACCAACCCUGAAGGACAGUGAAAGAGGUGAGAGGAAUUCAGUGAGGCUUCGUUUGACAGAGGCUGGUGUUAUCUUUUUCUGUUGUUUGUUUGUUUGUUUUUGUUUUUGUUUUUUGUUUUUCUUUACUCACAUUGUUAUCAUACUUUAUUUCUUACAACUUUUAAUUCCCGAGCGUUUCUUAUUAACCAGCCGAGGUUACGUCACGUUUAUAUUUAACUUUAUAUUUUUCUUUUCUUUUCUUUUUUUCUUUUUUUCCCGCUCUUUUAAUGCCUCAUCAUUCUCUGUGCCUCAUGAUUACAGAGGGAAAACGAGUUGGUGUUCUAUCUUAUUUACCUUCUCUCCUCUCAAAUUUUAUCAAAUAACAGUGUGAAAUGGGGGAGUCCAUCUAUUCGUUCACGGGGAAACUUUUUUGUUUUGUUUUGUUUGUUUUUUUUGAAGUGGUUAUAGACGCAUACAUAACUACAGUACAUAUGUGGAUAAAUUAUAAUGGCUUCGUUUGAAAUGACUUGGAUUUGUUACCUUUCUCUUCCUCUGCUGAUUUGAAAUAUUGACACAGAUAAUAAUAAAAAAAAAAAAAAAAUUGUACGUUGAGGAAAUAAAAGUAUUUCCCUGUCCAACAUUAA